This is a messenger RNA of Schistocerca americana (American grasshopper), 2883 nucleotides long. Its product is annotated as thioredoxin-related transmembrane protein 1. The record is from RefSeq and is a predicted model, not a curated record. NCBI's taxonomy places the organism in Eukaryota, Metazoa, Arthropoda, Insecta, Orthoptera, Acrididae. The transcript is spliced from 6 exons. Bases 50 to 928 code for a protein of 292 amino acids.
AGGUGUGUGUUGAGGGUUGGUUGAGGGCGACGUCAGGAACUCAGGAAAGAUGGCAUCCGGCGUGCUUAAGAGAGUGCUGAUAUGUGUUAUAUUCUUAUGUUCAUUAAAUUUGUCAGGCAUAGCAGCGAAAAGCAUGUUAAGAGAGCUAAAUGAAGACAACUGGGAUGAAAUGCUGACGAAAGAAUGGAUGGUUGAAUUUUAUGCGCCCUGGUGCCCUGCCUGCAAGGCCCUCCAACCUGCCUGGGAAGAAUUUUCAACAUGGAGUGAAGACCUUGGCAUAUCUAUUGGGCAGGUGGACGUGACAGCUUCACCAGGCCUCAGUGGGAGAUUCAUGGUGACUGCAUUGCCUACAAUUUUCCAUGUUCUAAAUGGAGAAUUCAGGCAGUACAGAGGUGCAAGGGAUAAAGAAGCCUUCAUUUCAUUUAUCGAAGAACAGAAAUGGAAAAAGAUUGAUCCAAUUCCCAGCUGGAAAAGCCCAGGCUCCUUUCAGAUGUCAGUUGUAUCCUACUUCUUCAAGUUGUCACAGGUUCUGAGGGCUCUCCAUAACAAGCUAAUGGAAGAUUAUGGACUCCCUACAUGGGGCUCAUAUUUAAUCUUUGCUGUAGCGACCAUCUUUCUUGGAGCAAUGUUGGGGCUGAUGCUUGUCUGCGUUAUUGAUUUCAUUUAUCCUCCAAAACCUCUAGUGGUAAAAACUGUGACAGUUGGUGAUGUUAAAAAAAAAGAUUUAAUUACACCUGAUAGCAAAGAUAGAACUAGUGGAGAUGAAAUGGAAGAAGAAGAUGAUGAUGACGAGGACAUAAAAGAUGAUAUUGUGGAUGAUGACGAGGAGGAAGAGGAAGAAGAGGGAAUUGAAUCACAAUCCGACUCUGAUGUAAGAGAAGAAGGCAGCCCCAAUGUCCGAAAGCGCAAGCCACGUAAAGCUGACUAGGCUAUGAAUAACAUUUUGUGAUUUACUGUUCAUGGAGCUCUCUGGCUCCAAGAAUGCAGCGUGUAUUGUUGAGACUACAUGUUACCACUAUGACCAUUCAUAAAAAGCAUUGUUGUUAAAAGGCUGUGUGCUGAAGAUUUUGCAAUAUUAGAGUGGGACUUUUUACGAUGUUCAGCAAGCUUCAUCACAGGCCUGUUAUCAGGUUUUUAAAGGAAGCAUUAAGACUGGCAUAGUAUGUAAUAAUUUGUUGUUGACAUAAUGUGAUAAAUUAUGGACCAGUCUCCUCAUAUCAUUUGAGUGAUCUGAUAAAAAGCAUGCAUUUUGAAACUGACAAGAAUUCAAAGUCCAAAUGUGCAACUACAAAAUCACUUCAGAAAUUCAUUUUUUGUGAGAUACAAUAAGUGAAAGAUAAUCACAAUGUGCUACUCCAGUCAUUUAUGAAUAGCAGGUCUAUGUAUUCUGCUCUUUUUUUCUUAAUGUGAAAGUUUCCAAUCUAAAACAAAUUUUGUCUCUUCAUGUAUGUAUCCUGCACCACAAUUCAGAUGCUUAUUUUUGUGUUUGCUUACAAGCAAAGGUUAUCACCCUGUGUGCAACGCAGACAGUCCAGAUUAUAAUGAUAAUGUAUAACGCAGAGCUCUUUCUGCCUAUACGUGGGAUAAAAGUGUUUUCCACUAACUGCGGUGGAGCACUGAUCUCAAGCUGCAAAUUCUGAAUGUUUAAAAUUGCCUUAUAUGCUAAGGUUUCUGGUUGUGCAAGUAGGUACUGUGUGUGUGUGUGUGUGUGUGUGUGUGUGUGUGUGUGUGUGUGUGUGUGUGUGUGGGGACACGCGAGCGAUGCUUGUCAACAGAGUUGUGUAGGAUAUUUUUGUACUGAAGUUGAGAAAUUAUGUAGUUCUAUUAACUAUUGCUGUAAUUAAUGACUUGCGUUCGUAUAUGUUAUGAUCCAUAUAAAGGAGCCACUGAGUCGCAGACAGGCACAAUGAAAAAGACUGAUAAAUUAUUAAAAGUAUUUGCACAAAGUUCUUCUGCAGUAGAAAGCAUAUACACAUUCAUACAAACACAACUGACACACAUGACCAGUCUCAGGGUGCUGGAGACCACCUUUGUCUAAAAGCUUUAAUAGUUUACCAGCCAUUUUCAUUGUUCCUGUCUGCAACUCGAUGCCUCCUCUGUAUGGUGAGUUGCAAUUUAUCCUUCCUGUAUUGUUGUCAUUCUAUCGUGGACUUUCCAUUGUUUGAUUAUGAUUGAUAGAGCUGAUACAGGAUCAUGGGAGACUGGAAGUGACCCAAUGAAUAAAACACUCCAAAUAAAAAUUAACAGAAAAUGAAUGAGGACAAAAAUAAUGUAAGAGAAAAACCUAUCAACUGAAUAAGUUAUAAUUAUAUGCAGUAACAGAUUUAUUUAAAAUUCAUUAAACAAUAACUAUCACUUUUGGUACAAUUUUUAAGGGUAGUUUAGUCUACUUUCUUGCAACAAAGUUUGGCAUUUAACAGCACCAUUGCCAGACAACUGCUUGAUAAGUAAAUUUGCAUUUGGAGUGAUCUUACAGACCUCAUGAUACAGAUCAGAUGGUGCAUGGCAUUUGCUCGUGACAUUUAUUGCUAUUUGGGUGUGAUCACGCCUCCCCUUCCCCCUCUGCUCUGGCUGUCUGCCUCCUGCGAUGCAGAAGUAUAUGCUAUAACAAUUUCUUUAUCCAUUGUAGUAAUGUGGUCAUUGUUGUGUUAGUCACUGAUUGCUGGUUAUAUUUUUCCACAACUUCUUUCUAAUGUAAGAAAUUUAAAAUAACAAUAUUUUUAGUCCAAAAAUGAUGUGAAUGAUAAAACGCUUUAAGUAAGUGAGGGCAAAUAAAUGAGGUUGUACUGUGAAUUCUGUUUUGUUUGUGGACUGUUGAUAGAAGAAUUUAAUAAAUUUUUUGUGCAAAACAUAAUUUGUAAAUAAAUUAUGUCAUUACGGCAA